AUGUCAAUUCACGGUGGCACCCGAGGCCUGCCUAGAAGUUUUGCAGCUUCACGCGAGUCGAAGGACUGUCGAAACCCGCCACUGGGGUGCAGCCCGUCAGGGAAGAUCCUCUGGCAACACGAGGCGGAGCACCUCAGCACCCUGGUCACCUCUGCCAACAGACCCCCACCGGACCCCGAGUCGAGUCUUCGACGUCUUCGUCAACUGGCUGACAGCAAACAGCUGACCAUAACACCUGUGAAACUCAUGCUUCGCGAACACAACUCCAGGAGGGAGUUGUUGGUGUCGAAUAUUGCUUCUGGGGAAAUCUGCGAGUGCAUUCCACUGGAGGAUAUUAUAACGCCCAUUUACAAAGAAUCCAACGAUCCCACGGACUCCUACAACAACCUACUCAUGUUCAAUGUGAACGCAUGUCUGAACUCCAGGAAUGGACCUUCACAGCAUGAAAUGCACGUAUUCCAAUGCGUCAGUGCUCCAGCUCAUGAGAUCGUCGACGCCUUGGUGGGUUUCGAAGACACUGCUUCGGAAGGCUCUCACGAACACCAGGAUCUAUACGCCGAGGCCGAAGACGAGGAUUAUGAAAGCAGGAAACCACCCACUUCCAGACACGCUGAAAUACUUGAAAACGGACUUGAUGUUGGUUUGACACCCCAACAGCUGAAGGAAAAGGCCCUCAUUGACGCGGAAAUCCUCUUGCUCAACAUGUGUUUCGACGACAUUGAGAGCUACGUCGGGCAAAUCUACAAACUGCAGCGCGCGCGAUGGCAGAACUCGACCACAGCCUGUCCCAGCGACGACAACGUCUCCGUGUCCGGUGGUGACGCCAAAACCAAGGACAAAAAGGCCAAAAAGAAGCGCCGUUUCAUCUUCAAGAAGCGCUCCACUUCGACCUCGGCCAGGGAUCCCAAAGACGACAUGCCGCGUGUCACCAGUAACACGUCUCUGGCAUCAGAAGUGGAAAUCCCCAUCUCUGACGACGAACUAAUUGACCUCUUUGAGAAAACCAAGUUCUCCAUAAUUCUGCUUUCUCGACUGCAAGGCUACGUGACUGAGCCGAAUCCGCCGCUUCUGACUCACAAGCUCUUCUCAAUGAUGAAGCAACCAAUUGAUUUUAUCCGCGAUCCAAUCAGUGGGAAGCCGGACAUGGCAAAAAAGGUCAUUUCGCCGCUGUUCCCGGAAGCUGCUAUUCGACUUAUCCAGAAUUCGUUGAUUGAACCUGAACUUGGUCUCUGGCGCGAGUUGGGCGACGGCUGGUGCCUUCCCAAGGAACAGUGGAAAGUGGAUGUACCCACCUACAUUCCUCAAUUCAAGUGUGGCUUUAAACCUCAGCCAGAUCAGUAUCAUCAAAGCCUCUUCGACGUUCGACAAGCUAAGGGUAGCGUGGUGGAGGGCAAUAUGCGAUCAAGAACCUCCGCAACCAGGCUGGCUUCGAGUUCAGAUGUGAAGUCGCACAUGGAAUUUCUUCAGUACUUACGGAAGAAGAGUGCAAAGGUUGCGCAAGUGAAGCGGGAUUUCGUCGCCGAGAGUGACCAGGAGAUCUCGCUGAAGCUGGGCGAGUACGUCGAAGUGCUGGACGAUUCGCUUAAAUGGAACCGAGUGCGCAACCGUAGGGGAAAUGAGGGCUACGCUCCCUACACCAUUCUCGAGUACAACUUCGUUUGA
Messenger RNA from Mesocestoides corti, 1662 nucleotides. Lineage: Eukaryota; Metazoa; Platyhelminthes; Cestoda; Cyclophyllidea; Mesocestoididae. The record is from the annotation of a GenBank genome assembly.